This is a messenger RNA of Porites lobata, 3737 nucleotides long. Lineage: Eukaryota; Metazoa; Cnidaria; Anthozoa; Scleractinia; Poritidae. The record is from the annotation of a GenBank genome assembly.
AUGCCAGCUAACCUUGGCUACAUGUCUGCAAUGUUGUACAACCAAAACAACUGCGCAUCAGAAUCCUCUCCUGUCACAAGUAAAUACGAAAUGGAGGUGGGCAAAGACCUGUGUGUCAUGGUGGGGUAUGACAGGGACAGAUGUAUGGGACAUCUCACCGCUGGGGGGUCUGUAGCCAACAUUGAAGCAAUUUGGGCGGGAAGAAAUGUGAAGUACUUUCCACUGGGACUACAAGAAGCUUUGCUGAAGGACAAAAGACUUUCUGGUGCCAAAAGUUACAAGGUACGUUUCCCUGUUUUACUUACGUUCUGGUUUAUUUAUCCAUGCACUUUACCUUUUGCAUUGUUUAGGCAUAAUGUGGACGGAUAGAUUUGGUAGACUAUAUAUAUAUAAGAAAAUACCAUUUUCAGUUUGGCCAGACGUUGCAAAUGAACAUUACUUACCGUGGAGAGUGUUAAGAAGGCACAAAGACCAGAAAGAAGAAAACUAAUGGAGUUUCUGCUUUAAAUAACUCUCAUAUGCCAAGUAAACAUCUGCGAUGAAAUUAACUGGAUUGAGUACACAUGGUGUAAAGAUAUUGCAUCGUUUAAAUCACAACCACUUACACUGUAUAACUUAGGUUCUUUUCACUGGAAACCAUUCAUAUUUUUUUUGUUUGAUUUUUUUAUUAUUAUUGAUUUGCUCAACAUUGUAUGUAAGGUUACAAUAUUUUGAUAGUGCUUAAGAAAUAAUUACAAUAUUGAACAGGAAGUCUCAGAAACCUUUCUGGUCUUAUCGAGGAGACUCCCUGUCAGUUUUCAUCAAUUUCAUUUGAUUAUGAUGACAUAGACGAUUUUGGCUAGUAAAUAAGGUUUUACAUCAUCAAUACUAUAUAUGUGCGUACAUCGAAUAUAUAAAUAAAAUAUUACAAAUGUGGCAUCACUGUUUCAUUCUACCUCUUCACUCAUCAGAUGAAUAUUCUCAAAAAGUUUAAAAGAAUAACUUGACCGACCAUCUCUUAUGUCAUCCGUCAAGCUAUUAUAAAUUAUAUCUAACCCCUUGUUUGCAACAGUAAAUUAUCGUACAUUUGUUUUACCCAAGGGCUUAUGUAGACGUUUGUAUAAACGAGUGUUAUGAUCAUGGAUUUCAUUAUUUUUCUUAAAAUUAAAAAUUGGUUAACGCUCCAGGAAGUUGAUUUUGUGAGGACUGAUAUUUUAGACAUUCAACAACAAAUUUAUUCAUCUGUUAAAUAUUGAGAAUAUUAAAUUGUUGAAAUAAAGAUUUCGACAAAUGAUUAUACUUUUUUAAAAAACAGCAUGAUCCCGACUAGUUUUUUUCUGCAGCUUAAAAAUCUUGUCUAGAUUCCCUCGACUCUCAAAGUUUGUCUCGCUUCAGACAGAGAAACAUCGAGAUCUUUUUGUUAUAAUAUUAUAAUUAUUAUUUCCUGGCAAAGAGAAGCUAAGAGAAUUAACCAUGUCCCUGUUCGUGAACAGUCAGUGAGUGUUUAGUGACGGAUCCAUAUAUUUUUCUAACUUUAUUUUUCUCCGGUCAGGUUUUAUUGCCUCAAAGAGGAAAAGAAGAAGAAUUAAUCAGCGCUUCACAGUGGGAACUCCUUAACCUUGAUGUCGACACUAUCUUACAAAUGCCUUCAGAUGUACAAGCUUUCGCAAGCCUCGAACAUCAUGAAUUUAUGGAAAUAAUGUCGAAGUACCUUUAUGAGUCCAUUGGAACGCAGGAGUUUGUAAGGCGACAUAUGCUAACACAAAGUCCAUGCAUUGUUGUUCCAAGCACAUUACACAUUUCCUUGACGAAAGCAGCCACAAUCCUUGGACUUGGUCGAGAGAGCCUUGUUUCUGUAGCAGUUGACGAAAACUCGCGGAUGGAUCCUAUUGGUUUGUAACAGUUUCUGUCUAGAACCCCCCCCCACACACACACACACACACACACACACACACACAUACAUACAUACACAAUUUUUUUUUUUUCUUUUUUUUUUUCAACAAUCAACAACAAAAAACCAGAAAACGGAAACAGAACAAAUAACUGUAGGGUGUAUUUAGUUAACAUUAACAAAAUGCGUAUGAACCAACUUGUGAGUUAUAUAUGGAAGUGAAUUACAAUUACUUACUCUUUGCUUGUAAUCGAUCAUCACAGUUGUUUUUCAUUGAAAGAUAACAUUUACUUUUAUGGAAUUUUAGAUUUGAACCGCAUUCUACAAGAAAAAUUGGAUAAGGAAAUUCCAGUCAUAACGGUAGUAGCUGUCACAGGAACAACAGAGCAAGGCGCCGUUGAUCCAGUGACUGCAGUUGUCUAUUCGCGCGAAAAGUUUAGAAUGAAGGUAAGGAUAACUUGAAGUAUAUCUGACUUCAUAUCUGAAAUUUCUUACACUGUCAAAACCAUUGUACUCAUCAUCAUCAUCAUCAUCAUCAUCAUCAUCAUCAUCAUGAUAAUCAUCAUUUCUUUCUUCAUCGUGAUCACUAAGAUCAUCAAUCGUUUUCGGCGAUGUAUUAAUUAUAUAGAUCCUUUUUACCUGGCACCACUUUCCUAAACUAUUUAUGCCAUAAAUUAGGUAUUACUUUGAAGAAUUGUCUAUUUUAAAAACCCUUGUCUUUAUUUAUAUGAAGGGUCUGAACUUCAGCAUUCACGCGGAUGCAGCCUGGGGAGGAUAUUUCUGUAGUAUGCUGCGCGCGCAGCCGGAGAGCAGUCCUAUGCCGACAGCCAAACAAACAGGAUUUGUUCCAGAAAUGUACCUGAGUUCCUACGUCCACGAACAGUUAUCAGCUCUCCACCAUUGUGAUACAAUCACUGUUGAUCCCCACAAAUCUGGCUUCUGUCCUUAUCCUGGUGGUGCAAUCUGUUAUAGAGACAGAAAGAGGAAUUCAUUUCUGUCAAUCACCAGUAAGGCGCUCUUUUUGCAUGGGAACAUGCUUCUUAAUAAUGUUGGUAUCGAAGGAUCCAAACCUGGGGCAGCUGCUGUAGGGGUCAUGAUGGCAAACAGGGUAACCAUUUAUGAAUCUUUUUCUUUUAGUAAUGUAUUAAAAAAUAGUCUUUAUAAGACAGCCCAAUUAUUACGACUAUUUUUCGACAAAACACCAAGUUAUUUUUCUGGCUCAUGUGUGAUAUCAUCAUAAAAAAAUAACCAUAGAAUUUGAAUCAAUCUCUUCUGGAAACAAGUGAGCUUGAUGCUUAUAGCACAUUUGUUAUUCUAUGCGUAGGGUGAAAGAAACAAAGGUUUUCGGUUUCAGAAAUACUCAGAUAUGCGUAUUCUAAGUAAGCUCGAAAUUUGUCAAUAUGGAUGCGAAAACCUCAAUAUGUGUGGCGAAGCCUUUUUCUAACCCUCAGGUCUGGUUGUUCCCCUGGAAACGGAAACAGUAAACAAUUCGAAAAUUUAUCAAAGUCCAUUAAAGCGUAAUUUUUGUACUACAGAAUUUAUGUUUAAAAGAGAGAUUAGUCAACUAUUGUUCUUGCCAGUUGCUUAUAGGAUGAAUAAAGCUUACUUAGUGUUCUUCAAUAUCGUUUUCCUCCUUUCGUAGGUCAUUGGUCUUCACAAACACGGUUAUGGUCGUAUCCUGGCUGAGUGCAUGUUCAACGCAAAGAUUCUGUACUGUCAGUGGGCAACGCUGGCCAAAGAAGACGACAUUUUUGUCAUCAAAACGACGAUUCCUCUACCCAGUUUGACUAACUGGUCAGAGGAGGAUCAUAUUACCUUCAUCAGAGAACGAAUUCUCGCAAAAGCAACGAAGAAAUUGCUCGGGUAA